Messenger RNA from Peromyscus maniculatus bairdii (prairie deer mouse), 5255 nucleotides. RefSeq names its product DExH-box helicase 34 (gene Dhx34). The record is from RefSeq and is a predicted model, not a curated record. Gene Ontology annotation, cellular component: intracellular anatomical structure. Lineage: Eukaryota; Metazoa; Chordata; Mammalia; Rodentia; Cricetidae. Gene Ontology annotation, molecular function: helicase activity; RNA binding; ATP binding.
UCAGGUUGGGAAGAAGGACUGGAUGGUGGUGAGAACCACGCUUAUGGAAAAACAUAAGAGUCUGAAACAACCCUCCAAGUUGGGAGGUGAUGGAGAGUCGUUCUGAAAAAGGACGAAAGGAAGAAGUGCACCCCAAAUUCACGUUUCUCCUGCUGCUUGUUUAGCUUCGUAAAAUAGAGUGGGGAUGGCACUUUCUUAAUGUUGUGAGGAAGUGAACAUAUAUGCUUACAUACAUGAUUGAGACCAGAGAGAGAGAGAGACAGACAGACAGACAGACACCCUUGGAGAGUAUUGAGUGGAGCAUUAUAGACAUAAACGGAUGGCCAGGAUCCAGGUGUGGAAUCAGUAUAGGAGGCGGAAACAGCAGGAUUGUCAAAGGCCGACCCAGACUACGUAGAAAGACUCUGGUCUCCAAAAAUAAAGCUUAAAAAAAAAAAGAAAAAGAAAAAGAAAGUUGAAACAAAAUGAAGAAGGUGGAGAAAGUCAAUUGGAGGUUUGAGUUGGGUUACAGGAAAAAGAGAGGAAAAAAUAGGUUGGGAAGAUGAUUUCGUAAACUACAUAACUACAUGCUGGGCAAGAAAGAACAAAGGCUUGAGUUUGAGGGUGUGGGUGGCUUGUGACUGAACCUUAGUACUGGCAGGAAAAAAGAUACGGUGAUAAGAUGGACUGAGAAAGAGACUGAGGUCUGAAGACAGACAGCAAGAGAAACAAACCCAGGAAGGGUUUGAGCCUUGAAAUAGUCCAGAGAAUCAGAGAUGGUCAGGGACAAAUUUAUAGAGAAAAUGGAAGAUCAGGUAAUCUAAAAGCUCAAGAGAAGCCAGGUUUUGGUGCACACCUGUAUUCCCAUCACUUUGGAGGGUGAUUUUAUUCCAGUCUGGGCUACAGUGGCAGGUCUGUGUCCAGAAGCCAUACCCUGUCUGAAGUAAAUGAAUGAGAGUUCGGUAUGAUGGCGCUUACCUGCAAUCCCAGCACUUGGGUGAUGAGUUCAGAGUCAUCCUUAACCCGUGUAGAGAGUUCAAGGUCGUCCUGGACUAUAUGAGACCUCUAUGUCAAACAAAACCCAAAUCAAAUGAAUGAAUGCUUGAAAGAAUAGACUCCUUGGCAGGCAUGGGAUGCUGAUGUUGGGUCUAGCAUGCGUAGGCAGUUUAUUGCCUUAAAGGAGCCCUCUCCUUUUUACAGUCCCUGUUUUCUGAGGAUCACUGGCUGCAUAUUCUAGUAGCUUUCCUAAGCCUUGUCCUCGUUCCCCUCUAGACUAGCAGUCCCAUCGUCUGCCCAGCUUCAGAUUACUCAGAAGUGAUGUACUCUGCCUGGUGUCUGCUCUGUCUGUGGGAGUCAACCCAGCCACUUCUCAAGGUCUCCCUCACUCAAGAGCUCCAACAGUUCCUAGGGUUGGACUGAGUCCUCUUCCACCCCUGUGACUGCGUAAAGUAAACUUCUGGACUCUGAGACUGAAGGCUGAGUUGCAUCCAGGACCUGGAAGUCCAGAAUGAGCCCUUGUCCCCUUCAGAGAUCACUGCAGAAGUCAUGAGGUCCCUCGUGUGUCCCCAGCUCCUUCAGGCCCCUGGCUGCCCACCCUGCCAUCCACAGUGCUCCCGUGCAAGGAAAGGGGAGUUCACCUCCAGUUCCUGCUUGCUGGAGACGGGGCAUGGGGUGUAGGUGAGAAUACUUGGGUCCAAGUGAUCAGAACAGAGACUACUUCUGACAACACUGUGAUAGGAACCAUGCCCCCUCCCAGGACCAGGGAGGAGAGGGACCGCGGAGACAGGGACCGCGGAGACCGGCACCACCAUCGAGCUCCCAGGGAAGAAGAGGCCCUGGAGAAAUGGGACUGGAAGUGUCCCGAGACUCGGCGCCUCUUGGAAGACGUAUUCUUCCGCGAUGAGGAUUACAUCCGUCGUGGUUCCGAGGAAUGCCAGAAGUUCUGGGCUUUCUUUGAACGCCUGCAGAGAUUCCAGCACCUCAAGGCCUCCAGGAAGGAGGAGAAGGACCCUGGCCAUCCCAAACACGGCAUCCCUGCUCUCGCUGACCUACCUCGCACAUAUGACCCACGCUACCGCAUCAACCUCUCCAUCCUCGGCCCAGACACUCGGGGCCGUCAGGGGCCGGGCAGGUGGCUGCCCCCCGAGAAAGUGUCGGAGUUCCGUCGGGCUCUGCUACACUACCUGGACUUUGAGCAGAAGCAGGCUUUUGGGCGGCUCGCCAAACUGCAGCGUGAGCGGGCGGCGCUUCCCAUCGCCCAGUACGGGAACCGCAUCCUGCAGACACUCAAGGAGCACCAGGUGGUGGUGGUGGCCGGCGACACUGGCUGCGGCAAGUCCACCCAGGUCCCCCAGUACUUACUGGCUGCUGGCUUCAGUCAUGUGGCGUGCACGCAGCCCCGGAGGAUCGCCUGCAUCUCACUGGCCAAGCGGGUCGGCUUCGAGAGCCUCAGUCAGUAUGGUUCCCAGGUUGGCUACCAGAUCCGCUUUGAAAGCACACGCUCGGCGGCCACCAGAAUCGUGUUUCUGACAGUCGGGCUGCUCCUGCGCCAGAUCCAGCGCGAGCCCGGCCUGCCCCAGUACCAGGUCCUGAUCGUGGACGAGGUCCACGAGCGCCACCUGCACAACGACUUCCUGCUGGGGGUCCUGCGCCGCCUGCUGCCCCGGCGGCCUGACCUCAAGGUCAUCCUCAUGUCGGCCACCAUCAACAUCUCUCUCUUCUCCAGCUACUUCAGCCACGCUCCGGUGGUGCAGGUGCCUGGGAGGCUCUUCCCCAUCACGGUGGUGUACCAGCCGCAGGAGGCAGAGCAGACAGCGUCCAAGUCAGAGAAGCUGGACCCGCGGCCUUUCCUGAGAGUGCUGGAGGCCAUCGACAAUAAGUACCCCCCUGAGGAGCGGGGGGACCUUCUUGUCUUCCUCAGUGGCAUGGCAGAGAUCAGCACGGUGCUGGACGCUGCGCAGGCCUAUGCCAGCCUCACCCAGCGCUGGGUGGUGCUGCCGCUCCACAGUGCUCUCUCUGUGGCCGACCAGGACAAGGUGUUCGAUGUGGCUCCAGCUGGAGUACGGAAGUGCAUCCUGUCCACCAACAUUGCUGAGACCUCGGUCACCAUCGACGGGAUCCGCUUUGUGGUGGAUUCUGGGAAGGUGAAGGAGAUGAGCUACGACCCGCAGGCCAAACUGCAGCGGCUGCAGGAAUUCUGGAUCAGCCAGGCCAGCGCAGAGCAGCGCAAGGGCCGAGCGGGCCGCACGGGGCCCGGCGUCUGCUACCGCCUCUACGCCGAGUCUGACUACGACGCCUUGGCCCCAUACCCAGUCCCGGAAAUUCGCAGGGUGGCCCUGGACUCACUGGUGCUUCAGAUGAAGAGCAUGAGCGUAGGGGACCCACGGACCUUCCCCUUCAUCGAGCCCCCUCCACCUGCCAGCCUGGAAACCGCUAUCCUGUAUCUCCGCGACCAGGGGGCCCUGGACAGCUCAGAGGCCCUCACCCCCAUUGGGUCUCUGCUGGCCCAGCUGCCUGUGGACGUUGUGAUUGGGAAGAUGCUGAUCCUGGGCUCCAUGUUCAGCCUGGCAGAGCCCGUGCUGACCAUUGCUGCUGCCCUCAGCGUCCAGUCACCGUUCACCCGGAGUGCCCAGAGCAGCCUGGACUGCGCCACUGCCCGGCGGCCCCUGGAAAGUGACCAGGGCGACCCCUUCACGCUCUUCAAUGUCUUCAACGCCUGGGUGCAGGUGAAGUCUGAGCGCAGCGGGAACUCUCGCAAGUGGUGCCGCCGCCGGGGUGUGGAGGAACACCGGCUGUACGAGAUGGCCAACCUGCGGCGCCAGUUCAAGGAGCUGCUGGAGGAUCACGGGUUGCUGAGUGGGGCCCAGGUGGCGGCCCCCGCGGACAGCUACAGCCGACUGCAGUGGCGUCGGGAGCGCCGCGCCCUGCACCAGCUGAAGCGGCAGCACGAGGAGGAGGGCGGGGGACGCAGGCGCAAGGUGCUGCGGCUGCAGGAGGAUGGCUGCUCCAGUGACGAGGACCGCGAGGGCUCCGCCUCCCAGCGGGCCGACAGCGUUGACAUCCAGGAUGUGAAGUUCAAGCUUCGGCACAACCUGGAUCAGCUGCAGGCGGCCGCCAGCUCAGCCCAGGACCUGACCCGCGACCAGCUGGCCCUACUCAAGCUGGUGCUGGGGCGGGGCCUCUACCCGCAGCUGGCUGUGCCCGAUGCAUUCAACAGUGGCCGCAAGGACUCGGACCAGAUUUUCCACACCCAGGCCAAGCAGGGCACCGUCCUGCACCCUACCUGUGUCUUCGCCAGCAGCCCUGAGGUAUUGCACACACAGGAGCAGGAGGCCUCGGGCCGUGAAGGGAGGAGCCAAGAUGGCAAGGACCAAAUGAGCUGCAAGCACCAGCUGCUGGCCUUCGUCUCCCUGCUGGAGACCAACAAACCAUACCUGGUGAACUGCAUCCGCAUCCCGGCCCUCCAGUCCCUCCUGCUGUUCAGCCGGUCCAUUGACACCAACGGUGACUGCUCCCGCCUGGUAGCUGACAGCUGGCUGGAGCUGCAGCUCGCAGAUAGUGAGAGUGCCGUCCGGCUCCUGGCAACGUCGCUGCGGCUCCGUGCCCGCUGGGAAAGUGCCUUGGACCGGCAGCUGGCUCACCAGGCCCGGGGGCGGCAGAGGCUGGAGCAGGAGGAAGAGGUGGAGUCUCCAGCAGUCGGCCCCCAGGAGGUGGCUGCCCUGAGCCGGGAGCUGCUGCAGUUCAUGGCGGCCAAGGUCCCCUACAGCCUCCGACGGCUCACUGGCCUAGAAGCCCAGAACCUCUAUGUGGGACCCCAGACCAUCACAGCCGCCCCUAGCCUGCCCGGCCUCUUUGGGAACUCUACCCUGUCUCCCCACCCCACCAAGGGGGGCUACGCGGUCUCCGAUUUUCUCACCUACAACUGUCUCACGAGCGACACCGACCUGUACAGUGACUGCCUGCGCUCCUUCUGGACCUGCCCGCACUGUGGCCUGCACAUGCCAUUCACACCCCUGGAGCGCAUCGCUCACGAGAACACCUGUCCCGAGGCGCCGCGGGAUGGUCCAGGGUCUGAGGAGGCCGCUCCCGCACCGCCACAGAAGACCUCGGCCCUGCAGAGGCCCUACCACUGCCCGGUGUGCGGGGAGGACUUCCUCUUCACCCCCACGGAGGUGCUGAGACACCGCAGGCAGCACCUGUGAUCCAGUGCUCCAGGGAGCACCCCAGGUGGGGCACAGUGGGGGGUCCCUGUGAAUAAAGCAGACUUUGCAUCUGAA